ACCCCGUGUGCUCGUUCACGUGGUAGCUCUAGUGACGAACACAGUAUUUCGCCACAUAAUUUCAUAUAUGUGGGAAAAUACUGAGAGAAAAAACAUCUGGGUACGCCGAGAACCGACGCGGAACGCCAUCGCAGACAAAGCGUUUGUUUCCACACGGACCGCAACAGCUCCAACACCGACGUGCAAACAUGUAAACAGACGCGGGAAACUUCAGCGUGGAACCCGCAGUCCAUUGCGUGAACGUCAUUAUUAGACGGGUGUGGAAGUGUAGGGAAGAGUGUCAUGACAGACAUUUUAACACUCGUGUUUCGGACUUUCACGUCACAAACGGGUGGAAGGGAGGAGCCUACAGUCGCCCCGGCGUCACCGGCGUCCUGCAGCACGCUGGUGGUCGGGGACGCCGGCAUCAGCCGCUCCGUGCUGCUGCUGGCGGCGGUGACGGCGGCGUCUGAGCUGGGGCUGAGAGUGGUGUUCUUCACCCAGACGCAGAUCCAGAGCCUCCCGCUGUGUCUGCAGAAGCGCGUCCCGAGCCUGAGCCCCGAGAGUCUGAAGAAAAUCAAGUUUUGCUAUCCGCGGACCGUGGAGGAGCUUCUGCAGCAGGUGGCCAGCCUUCACGAGCCCGCCCACACGUCUCCCACACCGCCGUCACUCAUCCUAGUCGACGGGCUGGAGGGCUACCUGCGCGGCCCCGGUGGCCUGGACCCGGGCGAGCGGUCCCGCGCCGCGCACCUGUCCGCGCUGCUGUGCGACAGCGCGGCCUUCCUCACGCAGCUCCUGCGACCCUCGCGCUCGGACCCCUGCCGCGUCGUCGCCUCCUUCCGGUCGGCGGUGGACGCCGCCGCGGAGGAUCCCGCACUCGACGUGCUGGACCGCUACUUCCAGGCGCGCUGCACUGUGGACAGAGCCGGCGGCUACGAAGCCGCUGCGGCCGGACUGCGCGAGGUGUGGCACGUUUACCUCUCCGGGAUCCGAGACCGGGAGCACCGGCCGGCCGCCACACGCGAGUGGAAGCUGCUGAUCUCCCCGGAUGGGUUCAUGGAGUUUGAGUUGGUUUGAGCCCGUUUUGCAGCAAGUAAAGGUCGGUUUGUUCAACACAGGACCACAGUGGUUGCAGAUUUACAACAUUUAAUAAGUUUUAAACUCCAUUACGCUUUGAAAGACACAUGACGAAAGUCUUACACAAUUAAAACGUUUACAUAAACAUUAAAGUAUUUUUUACCAAAAGAUUUGGCGCAAACAAAGUCUACUUGCACCACACAAAAAGGAGAAUAAUUCCCUGUAUAUAUACAAAUAAACAUAUAUUUUGAAAC
This is a messenger RNA of Cyclopterus lumpus (lumpfish), 1310 nucleotides long. RefSeq names its product SWIM-type zinc finger 7 associated protein 1 (gene swsap1). Gene Ontology annotation, cellular component: Shu complex. The transcript has 2 exons. The record is from RefSeq and is a predicted model, not a curated record. Lineage: Eukaryota; Metazoa; Chordata; Actinopteri; Perciformes; Cyclopteridae. Gene Ontology annotation, molecular function: single-stranded DNA binding. Gene Ontology annotation, biological process: double-strand break repair via homologous recombination. The coding region runs from base 283 to 1056 and encodes 257 amino acids.